CUAAAAGAUUGCUGUGGCUGUGCAGGCUUGAAUGGUUCUCUGUGUCCUGCUCUGAGAUCUGCUGUCGGGUGCAUUGAGGGGACCUCAGGAAGCUCUGAGAUUUAGACAUGGAUGCAAUGACUUUUGACGAUGUGCAUGUGAACUUCACUAAAGAAGAGUGGAAUUUGCUGGAACCUUCCCAGAUGAAUCUCUACAAAGACGUGAUGUUGGAGACCUACUGGAACCUUACUUCUAUAGGCUACAAAUGGGAAGACCAUCAUAUUGAAGAACCAUGUCAAAGUUCUCGAAGACAUACAAGGCAUGUCAGGAGUCAUAGUUGGAAGAAACUCUAUGAAUGUAAUCAAUGUGGUAAAGCCUUUACCUCUCACAGUAGUCUCAGAUAUCAUAAAAGAACCCAUACUGGAGAGAAACCUUAUGAAUGUAAUCAUUGUGGUAAAGCCUUUGCAAGACCUGCUCAUCUCCAAAGACAUAAAAGAACCCAUACUGGAGAGAAACCUUAUGAGUGUAAUCAAUGUAGUAAAGCCUUUUCCUGUCACAGUGGUCUCAGAUAUCAUAAAAGAACCCAUACUGGAGAGAAACCUUAUGAAUGUAAUCAAUGUGGGAAAGCCUUUGCAAGACCCGCUGAUCUCCAAUGUCAUAAAAGGACCCAUACUGGAGAGAAACCUUAUGAAUGUAAUCAAUGUGGGAAAGCCUUUGCAAGACCCGCUAAUCUCCAAUGUCAUAAAAGAACCCAUACUGGAGAGAAACCUUAUGAAUGUAAUCAAUGUGGUAAAGCCUUUUCUUGUCAGGGUGGUCUCAGAUAUCAUAAAAGAACCCAUACUGGAGAGAAACCUUAUGAAUGUAAUCAAUGUGGGAAAGCCUUUGCAAGACCCAGUCAUCUCCAAUGUCAUAAAAGAACCCAUACUGGAGAGAAACCUUAUGAAUGUAAUCAAUGUGGUAAAGCCUUUUCCUCUCACAUUAGUCUCAGAUAUCAUAAAAGAACCCAUACUGGAGAAAAGCCUUAUGAAUGUAAUCAAUGUGGUAAAGCCUUUUCCGGUCACAGUGGUCUCAGAUAUCAUAAAAGAACCCAUACUGGAGAAAAACCUUAUGAAUGUAAUCAGUGUGGUAAAGCCUUUGCAACACCCAGUCAUCUCCAAUGUCAUAAAAGAACCCAUACUGGAGAGAAACCAUAUGAAUGUAAUCAAUGUAGUAAAGCCUUUGCAAGACCCGCUCAUCUCCAACAUCAUAAAAGAACCCAUACUGGAGAGAAACCUUAUGAAUGUAAUCAAUGUGGGAAAGCCUUUGCAAGGCUCAGUCAUCUCCAAUGUCAUAAAAGAACCCACACCGGAGAGAAACCUUAUGAAUGUAAUCAAUGUGGGAAAGCCUUUUCCUGUCACAAUAGUCUCAGAUAUCAUAAAGGAACCCAUACUGGAGAAAAACCUUAUGAAUGUAAUCAGUGUGGUAAAGCCCUUGCUACAUCCACUCAUCUCCAAUGUCAUAAAAGAACCCAUACUGGAGAGUAAUCUUAGGAUAAUUAUCAAUGUGGAAAGACCAUUCACAAGGGAGAAGUCAACAAAGACAUAAAAAAACACAUAGUGGAGAGAAAUCUUAAUGUAACCAAUGUGGUAAAAGCCUUUUCACAAAGUAAUUAUCUCAAAAAGACAAAAGAACCAACCCAUUUUGGAGAGUAACCUUAUGAAUGUAAGCAAUGUGAUAAUGAAGUCUUUGCAGUUUUCACUAGUCUCCAAAAAAUAAAAGAUACCAUACUGGAAAGAAACCUCAUGAAUAUAAUCAAUGUGGGACACACUUCAGAACUUUGUAAUCUCCAUUAUUUUAAAAGUACACAUACAGGAGAGAAACCUUGUGAAUGUAGUCAGCGUUGUAAAGCAUUUCAAGUCACAGUCAUCUGCAAUGACAUAAAAGAUCACAUACAAGAGAGAAACCUCAUGAAGGUUGUCAAUGCAGUAAAGCCUUUGCAUGUCUUAAUUCUUCACAUGUAUACAAAGUGAAGCACACUGGGGAGAACCCUCAUUAUUGUAAUCACUGUGGUAAAAACCUUGGCAAUUUACUGUCAUCUGCAACUACAUAAAGAACACAUUCCAAAAAGUAACUCUUUCCAUUUUUCCAGAGUACUAAUCCCUUGUGUGACACAGUCAUCACCCCAUACAUAAAAGAACACAUAUGGCAGAAAACCUGCAUGAAUAUAAUGAAUAAGGUAAACCCUUUCCAGGCCACAGUCAUCUCCAAACAUACAAAAAACUGUGCAGGAGAGAAACCUUAAGAAGGUAAUUGAUGUGAGAAAACCUUUGCAUAUCACAGUCAUCUCCAAGUACAUUAAUGAGCACAUAGUUGAGAGAAGCCCUGUGAUUGUAAUGAAUGUGUUAAAGCCUUCGCAUGUCGUUGUACACUCCAAACACUUAAAGGAACACAGGUUUUACAGACACCUUAUAAAUGCAGUGAAUGUGAAAGGGACUAUGAAUAUCACGAUAGUUUCCAAAGACGUAAAAGAACACAUAAUUGAUGGAAAUCUUGUGUGUAGGCUCUCCCAGCCUGAAGCAGGCUGAUCCAGACUUUGACCUUGCUGCCACUGAGAAUUAGACCACCUGGGGUGGACCCUUGCUCCCUAGAUCACUAUAUUGUUCAGCCACUGCCACUGUUCUUCAAGACUUUGCAACCUGCUGAAAGGCCCCUGAGAUAUUCCAAAGACUACACCCAGACCUGCAAGUCAUCACCUGCAGCUGGUUCCAAGCACCAAGAAUGGUUUGGUGGGAAUGGGCCUCUUCCCCUUUAUAAGCACAUUUGCUAUUAAACAUUUGAGCUUUGAUCAGGAA
Messenger RNA from Mus musculus (house mouse), 2810 nucleotides. It is a transcript of the gene Zfp998, whose product is annotated as zinc finger protein 998. The record is from RefSeq and is marked validated. Bases 108 to 1502 code for a protein of 464 amino acids. Gene Ontology annotation, biological process: regulation of DNA-templated transcription. NCBI's taxonomy places the organism in Eukaryota, Metazoa, Chordata, Mammalia, Rodentia, Muridae. The transcript has 4 exons. Gene Ontology annotation, cellular component: nucleus.